GCACAAAGACACAGUCAACCUUUUCUUUUGUUUGCACCCCUUUUCUUUGUCAGCAGGUGCAUCAUUUGUUUGCCACCAACCAACGUCUAUUAAAACUAUCUAAGCCUUUACAUCAAAUGAUGCUAAAUUGACUGGGUAAGCAUCUGCCAAUCACGGGACAAUCCAUGGGCGUAUUAUGUUAAUGUAGCAUCCCUCGUUUGUACUGUAAACUGCCACACUUUUUAUUUCGUUUUUGCACUUGUGCGUGGCCCUUUAAGAACUCCAUAUUGCCCAUGUGAUGCGUCAACACGGAGAGAGCGGAGGAUGAUGCUAUUAUGUAAAAAAAACAUGGUUCGAUAAAAGUAACCGAGAGUGUUUCUCAGUAAUUAAUACCUCUGAAUACUUGUCUUUGUGUUUUCUGAGUUUUGAGUGAGCGCAACGAAGAAUGAAGACUGAGUAGACCUUGUACAUUUAGUUGAUCCGUAGAGGACUAGAGGCUCGGCUCAACUCAACUGGAUACAGAUACUACGACGCAACUCACUCCAGCCUAUGUUUUCAUAUCCAUAAAAACAUCUACACCCAUGGCACACGGAGCUUGGCAUUGAGCAGGAUCUGAAUGGAAGCGUGUGAUGACCCAUGCGCGUCAGAGGGCACCUCUGUGGCGACACUGGAGUGAACACUGGGACCAGGUGGGCAGCCCCACACAUGCUGAAACCAUGGGCCGCGUCUGGCCCAAGAGCCCGAGGCAAGAGCAGCGGACCCCGACCAAGACCAAGGCCAAGGCCAAGCUCCGACAGAGUCGGGCCAAAGAGCGAGAGAGGGAGGCGAAGGAUCUGAGCGGGGAGCUGGACAGGAAGAUGUACCCUCUGCGGGGCCGACUGGGCCUGGGCGACCUUGGCACGCGCAACUGCAGCGUGGUGCUCACCCGGCUGGAGGAGAGCGAGGGCCAGACGGCCGCCGGGGGCAAGCACCGGAGGGGCCAGGGCAACAAGCCAAGGAGCGGUGGCUGCGAGCGGUCAGGAGGGAGGACCAAGCCCUGCAAGUGCCGAAAGAAAGGCUGCAAAGCCUGCUGCUGGCCACGGGCACCGACAAUGCUGCCGCUGCCGCCACAAGCGCCACAACGGCCACCGCAACUACCAAAAAACAAAUCAGAAUUACCUGCUCCCAAAUCAGAAUUACCUGCUCCCGAAUCGGAAUUCCCUGCCUUAUGCUUCCCCCCGGAGCCCAUCCAGGAGCCCCGCAAGCGCAGGCUGGCCUCGCUCAACGCUGAGGCGGUCAACAGCCUGCUUUUGGACAGAGACGACCCCCAGCAGGCGUCCAGACUUGCAAAGAAGCAGCAACAGCAACUACAACAACUGCAGCAGCAGCAGCAGCAGCAGCAGCAGCAGCAGCAGCAGUGUUCCUCUUUGAAAGGGGAAUGUGCUUAUCUGGCUAAAGACCCAGCUAAGGAAGCAGGCAGCUCCAAAAGGGCAGCUCAUGGCAGAAAGAGGACGCCAGACUCCGAGGGGUGUCCGGGUCCCAAAAAACACAAAAAGGCCAAGCUGGACACGGAGGAAGUGGACCAGCUGAGUUUGGACAGCCCCACGCCGCGGCGCCUGGCAGGCCUGAACGCGGCCGCUCUCCUUAGGCUCACUAGCACAUCCGCCGGAGUCAAGCGGCGCGGCAAAACAGACAGCAAGCUGGGGGGUGGAACCGUGCGAGGUAAACAACAACAACAACAACAACAACAACAGCAACAACAGCAGCAGCAGCAGCAGCAGCAACACCACCAUCACCAUCACCAUCACGUAUCCAAAUCGCAAAAGCAUCGGCUCAAGUUGCACCAACACCCUCCUAUCCAGCAACAGCAGCAGCAGGUGCUUCAGAGGUGUUGCAGCCUCUGCAAGAAGGAGGCCUACCAGCAGGAGGCGCUGUGGGAAGGCAAGGCAGGGGGCCACGGCUACAUCCGGCCGGGCUUCCAGUGCCGCUCCAUGCUGAGCUACCCGCUGAAGCAGGUGAAGGAGGAGCAGACGGAGACGGAGAUCAACCCUCCUUACUACUGCUGCUCCCCAGAGCGCUCGGUGGAGUACUGCCACCGGCUGGCACUCUUCCUGGACCAGAAGCCGUACACGGAGGCGGACGAGCAUUCCCUGCCCCCCGUCAAGGGCUUCCUCGCGCACCCGGCGACACUGGCCAUCAACGCCCACCCGUACCCGUGCUACUCGGGCUACUACGUCCACAUCGCCCACCACGGGGCGUCCUCGCCCCCCAUCAGCGCCGCGCCGGUCCCCUACCCGCCCUCCUCCGUGGCCCCCAUCACGCUGUGCAACAGCACGGGCCAGAGACCCAAGCUGCUGCCCCCGUCCUCCGUGUCCCACUCGCCGCCGGGCAUCCCGCACCCGGCCUACUGCAGCUCGGUGGGGGCCUGCUACGGGGGCGAGACGUGUCGCAUGGGGCCCUACGCCUACCGGACUUCGCAGCACCUCCAGGCGCGCGGAUGCUCCUACAGCUCCGACUGCUCGAGCUGCAACCGCAAGAUCAAGAUGGAGGACUACCCGUACCCUCUGGAGGAGCACAGCCCGUCCAUCCCCGUCUCGCCCCCGCUGCCCCUCUCCGUCUGCCCCAUGCCCAGCGUGCCGUCGCCCUCCCCGCAGUCGGUCCCUCACCUCCAGACGCCCCUCUCCGACUCGGCCGGUCCCCCCCAGGGUCAGCUGCGGGUGGCGCGGGAGUGCCCCCAGAGCGCCAAGCCCCCGAGCGGCUCGCGGUCAGGCUCCGGCGUGCGCAACAGCGCCCCCUCCCUAGGGGUCUGCCCGCACAGGAAGGACAAGCAGCUGGGGCCGAGCAGUGCCAGCGGGACUGGCGGCAAGCAGCAGAAGAUCUCGCGUCGCCGGGCAACCAACGGAUGGCUUCCUGUCGGCGUGGCGACUGAAAAGGAGGUGUUUGUCGUGGGUGAGGAGACCAUGGUCCUGCGUAGGUGUUACGACGCCGUGCAGAGGGCUGGUGAGGUGAUCCGUGUCAGGGACACGGUGCUGCUCCGCUCGGGCCCCAGGAAGAAGUCCCUGCCCUACGUGGCCAAAGUCUCUGCCUUUUGGGAGGACCCCGAAUCUGGAGAGAUGAUGAUGAGCCUGUUUUGGUACUAUCGCCCAGAGCACACUCAGGGGGGCCGCAAUCCCAGCAUGCACUGUGAGAAUGAGAUUUUUGCGUCCCGCCAUCAGGAUGAAAACAGCGUGGCCUGCAUUGAAGACAAGUGCUACGUGUUGACUUUAGCUCAGUACUGUAGAUUUUGUGCCUUGGUGAAGCGUCACGCCGACGGUCUCCCCAAAAGUUCCCCCGUAGUGCCGCCUUCCCAGGGGUACUCCGUGCCCUCGCACCGCCGCGUACCCGCCAACGUGGACCCCGAGCUGGUCUUCGUCUGCCGCCACGUCUACGACUUCCGCUACGGACGGCUCCUGAAGAACCUGCAGUAGCGCUGGAGAGAGGGGGAUGGGUGGGCGGGGGUGAGGAGAGCUUUGAAAGAGAGAGAGAGAGUAAGAAAAAGAGAGAGAGAGAACGUACAAGAAAGAGAGUGAUGAAGAUGGACAGAAUGCAAGAGGUAUUCAACAAUGAAUAGUUGUAGUCUGCUCACAAGUGAGUGAGUGAAAGAGUGAGAGAAAGAGUGAGAGAGAGAAAGUGAUGGGUUAAAGUGGAAUCCAGGGAACAGAGUUUUGGUUUGAUGGCUCUUUCACUUAACUGGGCAGAUUUGUAUCCCCAUCGUUGGACUUCUGGAUUUUUUUACAAUGAGAGUCACACAUUAUGAAUUUAGAUUAAAUAUGAGGCACAAAUACUUUUACAUGCAAAAUGCCAUAAUAUUAUAAUAGUUGGAGAGUCAACCUACUUGUUGAUAUAUUUAUUUGGUUUGUGGAUAGUAAUUAUUUUUAAGCCAGCCCGAGCACUUGUCAGAAGUGAAGGUACAAUUAUAAUUGACUACAGGUCUUGACAUUCUUUCUCCUUGUGUAAAUUGUCCCAUACUGGAUCUAGUACAUUGAGAUCUAUUUAUUUAUGAGAGGUUAGAAAAUGUAUUUAUUUUUUGAAAAGUAAUUUAAGAUUAUAAAGAUUGGUUUCUUGUAUUUUGGAAAAGGAAACAAAUACAGUAGAUCUUCAUUCCUUAAUUGCUCUUGUUCAUGACUGAGAAGGAAGCCCAACAUGUUACCCCCCCCCCACAUUACAUGGGAGUAGUGGUGACCAGAGACUUUUGAACUGGAGGACCAAAUAUCCCAGGGUUCAGUGGACUGACAUUGCAGGAAGCGGUCCGUAUGGGGCCCCCUUCCAUCCAUCCUGUACCCUUCAUACCAUGUCUGAUCGACCAAUGAGAUGAAGGUGUGGUCUGUUAAUGCUCCAAUCCUCCAUGGCCCUGUGAUUUGCCUUAUGACUCUAUAGGUGAAGCUUUAGGAAGUGUCACACUCAAGCCCCUCUACCUUCAACCCAACC
Alosa alosa (allis shad) is the source of this 4425-nucleotide messenger RNA. RefSeq names its product bromo adjacent homology domain containing 1 (gene bahd1). The transcript is spliced from 7 exons. NCBI's taxonomy places the organism in Eukaryota, Metazoa, Chordata, Actinopteri, Clupeiformes, Clupeidae. The record is from RefSeq and is a predicted model, not a curated record. Gene Ontology annotation, molecular function: chromatin binding. Bases 609 to 3425 code for a protein of 938 amino acids.